AUGGCUCCGGCGGGCAGCGCGGUGCUGGCGCUCGUGCCAUCGACAAUUCCGUCGACCAAGCCGGGCGCGCCCUCCAUGGACCUCUUCCCGACGACGUGCGCCAUCUGCCUCGAUGCGAUCCAAGGGCCAAUGCUGCGCAAGCUGUGCUCCGAGACGUGCAUGGGCAUGGUCUGCGCCGCAUGCUUCCAGCGGUACAUUGAGGUUCACAUCGCGUCGAUUCUCCACGGCGUCGUCUCGACGCUCAAAUGCCCGAUCUGCAUCGUGCCAAUGAACCUCUUCCGCGUGCUCGACAGCGUCGGCGAGGACGCCGUCGGAUCGAUCCGCGACUCGGUCGAAGCGUCGUGCGAGAUUCGGUGCCCGAUCUGCGACGAUACCUACGUGCUUUUGCCCGACGUACACAGCGAGACGAUCGAGCACUUGGCCACGAUCGCGUCCGAGCAACAGCUCGUGGCGCUCUUCCCGAGUACGUUGCAGCCGUUCGUUCUGCCGUUGGUGGCCUAUUGCAGCUACCGCCUCUCGGCGCCGGCCUUUUUCGCCGUCGUGCAAGCACAAGAUGCGAUGCCCCUCGACGUGCUGCUGUCCGCGCUUCUCGCACGCAUCUUUGACCCACAGCGGCGCGCCUGCCUCUUCCUCGCGUGGCGACAGAAGGACCCGUUCACCGUCACGUCGUGCUGCCACCACCCCGUGUGCUUUCUGUGCAAGACUGCGGGGCAUCACAAGGGCAUCUCGUGUCGCAAGAACGCGGCCAAGACCGUCGACAUGGCGCAAUGCCCGCAAUGCUUUUUGUACCUGGUCAAGGGCGACGGCUGCGACUCGAUGCUCUGCUUUUGCGGUACCUCGUUCAACUGGCUCGACGAAGUCGAUGCGCUGCGCCGUCGCACACUUCUUACACCUCCAAUCAUCGCCAGCUUUCGGCGCGUUCUCACCUUCUUGCUUGGCUGCGUGCACCGCCGGCGCAUGCGCUGCCUCGUGCUGCCGCAGCUGACGGCUUGCGUUCUCGCAACCAAGGUCGCUCGCAUCCAGCACCGUCUCGCGCAGCCAGCGACGUGGCCGGUACGCCAGAAACUACUGCAGUACGUCUACCGCCGACGCUACAGCCGCAGCGUGCUCGGCCGCCUCCCCGCGCUCGUCAAUGGCUGGCGCCAAGAGCACUUGCGCCGCCUCUUUUCGUCGACGAUUGUACCGUCCAUCCUUCAUACCAUAGCUUCCGCCCGGCACGAACGCAUCCGCGCGGUCUUGCGCACAUCGCGGCUGCUUCAGCGCACCUUGAAGCGUCUUCUAUCAGCAUUUCGCAGAGUUUGCUUUAUGCGGGCGCUACAGCCCGUGCUCGAGCAAGUGCCGGCUGCUGUCGCGGCCAAGCGGCGAGCACAGCUGAGUGCGGCGUUGCCGCGCUGGGGCCCUUUCAAGGCACUGGUGCUGCGCUGUGUUGGCGCGUGA
This is a messenger RNA of Saprolegnia diclina VS20, 1437 nucleotides long. RefSeq lists its product as hypothetical. The transcript has 2 exons. Bases 1 to 1437 code for a protein of 478 amino acids. The record is from RefSeq and is a predicted model, not a curated record. NCBI's taxonomy places the organism in Eukaryota, Oomycota, Saprolegniomycetes, Saprolegniales, Saprolegniaceae. Gene Ontology annotation, molecular function: ubiquitin protein ligase activity; ubiquitin conjugating enzyme binding. Gene Ontology annotation, cellular component: cytoplasm; ubiquitin ligase complex. Gene Ontology annotation, biological process: protein polyubiquitination; positive regulation of proteasomal ubiquitin-dependent protein catabolic process; ubiquitin-dependent protein catabolic process.